GUUUGAGGCUUUCAACACUUCCUCUGGACUGAUCUCAAGAUGGCACGCGGCCCCAAAAAGCACCUUAAGAGGUUGGCAGCACCUCGCUCAUGGAUGUUGGAUAAGCUCAGCGGGACUUACGCACCACGUCCUUCGUCUGGGCCGCACAAGCUUCGUGAAUGCCUUCCACUCAACAUAUUUAUUCGCAAUCGCCUCAAAUACGCUUUGACUGGUCGCGAAGCCACCAUUAUCAUCAAGACGCGCCUGAUCAAGAUCGAUGGCAAGGUGCGCACCGACACUACCUACCCCACCGGCUUCCAGGAUGUCGUCAGCAUUGAGAAAUCGAGUGAACACUUCCGAAUCAUGUUCGAUACCAAGGGUCGUUUUGUUAUCCACCGCAUCACACCCAGUGAAGCCACCUAUAAGCUUUUGAAGGUCAGGAAACUGGCUGUUGCUGCACGGGGUGUCCCAUACAUCGUCACCCACGAUGGUCGGACUAUUCGAUAUCCCGACCCACUCAUCAAACCCCAUGACACUGUCAAGUAUGACAUUGCGGAGGGCAAGAUCAUCGGCCAUCUUGAGUUCGAGAUCGGCGCCCUCGCCAUGGUCACUGGUGGACACAACCAGGGUCGUGUGGGUACCCUUGUUAAGCGUGAGCGGCACUUGGGUGGUUUCGAUAUUGUUCAUAUCAGGGAUGAAGUAGAUCGCACAUUUGCGACGCGGUUGCACAACGUUUUCAUCAUUGGGAAAGGGAAGAAACCAUGGAUUUCGCUGCCCAAGGGCAAGGGUAUCAAACUUACCAUUGCUGAGGAGCGUGACAGGCGUAGGAAGAAGGCUGCUGCUACUGCCGCAACUGAGGAAGAAUGAUUGCCUCAGGUUUCUUAGUGUCAUAUGGAUCCAAUCAUGCUUCCCUUGGCUCUUUUUUUUUUGUAUGACAUGUUACUCACACUUCCAAAAUGCGACCUACUCACCAUGCAUACUCCUAUUCUCGACUUACUGUCAAUCCGAAUAAUUAAUCUUCUCGAGUACGCUGAUGGUUGUGCGCAGCGGAGCCCAACGUGAACAAGCUAUGUGAAUCGUUGCCACAUCGGUUGCCUACAUUUCCCGGACACCGAAGGGUACUCGAAGCGAUUGAAUUCAAGUGUAUGUGGUUAUGGAAAUCUUACUGGGAUCAUUGACUAUGAUUGGACGAAGUCAGCAUUGGCUGGGCCCAAACACAAGCGGUUACUGCCAGAUACAACAUACAUAACGCGCUGCCUGAUAGGCU
Molecule: messenger RNA, 1246 nt
Organism: Cantharellus anzutake
Lineage: Eukaryota; Fungi; Basidiomycota; Agaricomycetes; Cantharellales; Hydnaceae
Product: ribosomal family S4e-domain-containing protein
Exons: 6
Coding region: 40-846 (268 amino acids)
Biological process (GO): translation
Cellular component (GO): ribosome; cytosolic small ribosomal subunit
Molecular function (GO): structural constituent of ribosome; RNA binding
Source: RefSeq, a predicted model, not a curated record